AGCAUUCGGUUCACUUCAAGCAUGUGCUGAGGGGGGGACACAGCCAGAGUUGGGGGCUGGAGCUCUUGCUGUGGGGGGAAAGAGAGGAGCAGGGGCUGCUUUGCCAGAGGUGGCUGCUGCUGUCUCCUUACCCUGCUCCUCUGUCCCCCCUCCCCCAGGCUGAGUUCAUUCACUGGGAUUGGUUUCAAAUGACGCCAUCUCUUUAUUUUUACACCAAUGACCUCAUCCCAGCAGCUUGAAGUUUACUGACCAGCAAAACUCUCUCUCUCCUCCUCCUCCUUGUGUCUGUUUGUUCUAGCCAUUUAUUAGUAAUUGUGUGGUUCCUUUUGGAAACCUCAGCCUUUUUAACUUUCUUUUUCCCUUCGCAGCUUUUUUUUUCUCUCCCCCCCUUCAUUUUCUCAAGCCAUCGGGGGGGGGGGGAGAGGAAGAAAAGCUCCAAACGUUUCCUCUCUCUCCUCCCCACCCCCACCCCCCUUUAAAUAGAUCAGAAUAAAGUUUUAAAGAAGAAGAACAGCCUGGAGCUUCCCAGCGGCUGGAAGGAGAGAAAGUUGGGUCUGGCAGCAGUUCCAGUAGAGAAGAAGCUGGUGAUGCCGCCUCAGUGAAAAAAUGGGACAAGAAAUACUUCGCACAGCCACCGAGUGACUGAUAUUUGUAAAGCUAUUUGAAGAUCAACAUUUCUAGUUGACAGUCACUGCUGGGGACUGCAAUCUUGGACUUUCCAUCCUCUACAAAAUCCCCAGCAGAGAAGCCCAGGAAGAUAUCUGAAUAGAUGGAGAGCUGUCUAGCUGAUAUUUUAUUCACUGGAUCUUGGCCAAGUACUUCCAGGGUACUUCACUCCGGCCCUCAGUCCGGUGCAAAGCUGGGAGCAUAGGUAAAGAAUGAUGUAAUGCAGUGGCAGCCCAAAAGCAUCUUUUGUUUGAAUUGUGAAAUGGCUACUCCAUAGUCGUCUCCUGAUGAAUCAGAUGUGAGGGGCUGCUUUGUGGAAUGAGUCCUUUGUAACAGCGCAUCAACUGGAAGCAGAAGGAGACAUUCACUUGGAGGGCUCUUUCUGAAAAUGGGUUUAACUUUUCUUUUGCCAGUCACUACCAGCAUGACCUCAUACACUUUCAGUACAAUGGAGUGGCUAAGCCUUUGAGUACAUAGCCAUUACAUCAUCUCUGCAAAUUAGAGAGGGAGGUGGUAAAAGAGGCCUUAUUGUUGUCAUGGCUGAUGAGAUGAUCAGGACUCAACUCAUGGUUGCUGAGAGGUUGGUGGCUUUACUGGAAAGUGGCACAGAAAAAUUGCUACUGAUUGAUAGCCGUCCCUUUGUGGAAUACAAUACAUCCCACAUCUUGGAUGCUAUCAAUAUCAACUGCUCCAAGCUUAUGAAGCGGAGGCUGCAGCAGGACAAAGUGUUGAUUACGGAACUCAUUCAGCAUUCAGCAAAACACAAGAUUGAGAUUGAUUGCAAGCAGGAGGUGGUGGUAUAUGAUCAAAGUUCCAAGGAUGUUGCCUCUCUAUCAUCUGAAUGCUUUCUUACUGUACUACUGGGCAAGUUGGAGAACAAUUUCAACUCUGUACACCUGCUUUCAGGUGGGUUUGCUGAAUUCUCCGGCUGCUUCCCUGGCCUCUGUGAAGGAAAAUCUGUUCUAGUCCCUACUUGUAUUUCUCAACCUUGCUUACCUGUCUCCAACAUUGGUCCAACCAGAAUCCUGCCUCAUCUUUACCUUGGUUGCCAGCGAGAUGUCCUCAACAAGGAGCUGAUGCAGCAGAAUGCUAUUGGUUAUGUAUUAAAUGCAAGCAAUACCUGUCCAAAGCCUGACUUUAUCCCAGAGUCUCAUUUCUUGAGAGUUCCUGUGAAUGACAGCUUCUGCGAGAAAAUUUUGCCUUGGUUAGACAAAUCAGUUGAUUUUAUUGAGAAAGCAAAAGCCUCAAAUGGGCGAGUUUUAGUGCACUGUUUAGCGGGGAUCUCCCGCUCCGCCACAAUUGCAAUUGCAUACAUCAUGAAGAGAAUGGAUAUGUCCCUUGAUGAAGCCUACAGAUUUGUGAAAGAAAAAAGGGCAACAAUUUCUCCCAACUUCAAUUUCCUGGGCCAGCUUCUGGAUUUUGAGAAGAAGCUUAAGAACCAGACUGGGCAGCCUGGACCAAUUAGCAAGCUGAAACGUUUGCAUUUGGAAAAAAGUAGUGAGCAUGGACUGGUCCCCGAAAGUGGACAGAGCAGUGGCCUCUCCACUAAUCAGCUUGGCACUAACUCUACCUCCGAGCCUGUGGAGCAGAAGCCAAUGGACUCUGGAAGUCUGCCAUGCUCGCACUUGCCAGCAUUAGAGGAUAGCCCGCUGGUACAGGGCAUAAAUGGACUCCAUGUGUCCUCUGACAAGGUAGAAGAUAGCAACAGACUGAAGCGCUCAUUUUCUUUGGAUAUCAAAUCCGUAUCCUACUCAGCAAGCAGCAGCUGUGUGACUGCAGCGGUGCAGGGGUUUGCAGCGUCAGAGGACACUCUAAAGCAGUUGAAUGUUUGUAGUAUUCUAGAGGGCGGCAACAAGCUGUGUCAGUUCUCCCCUGUCCAGGAAGUUUCAGAACAGACGCCAGAGACCAGCCCCGAUAAAGAGGAGGCAAAUCCUCCUGAGAAACCUCAAAACGCCUGGCAGCUGGACAGCCAGAGCAAGCGGCAGCACAUGGGGAGAACCGGCAGCACAAUUCAAAGGUCACUGUUGUACCCGCUGCAUCGGAGUGGGAGCAUGGAAGACAACUACAGAACAAACUUCCUGUUUGGUCUUUCUACCAGUCAGCAACAUGUGGGAAAGUCUGCUGCUGGGCUGGGCCUCAAAGGCUGGCACUCUGACAUUUUAGCUCCUCAGACAUCCACCACAUCCCUUACCAACAGCUGGUAUUUUGCUACGGAAUCCUCACACUUCUAUUCUGCUUCUGCAAUCUACGGGAGCAGCGCCACUUACUCUGCUUACAGCUGCAGCCAGUUGCCCACUGGCUGUGACCAGGCCGGCGCUGUGCGCAGGAGGCAGAAGCAGAGUGACAGAGGUGAUUCAAGGCGCAGCUGGCACGAGGAAAGCUCCUUUGAAAAGCAGUUUAAGCGAAGAAGCUGCCAGAUGGAAUUUGGGGAGAGCAUCAUGUCAGAAAACAGAUCCCGAGAGGAACUGGGGAAAGUGGGCAGCCAGUCUAGCUUUUCGGGCAGCAUGGAAAUCAUUGAGGUAUCCUGAGAAAUGGCAGACAAUUGUGACGCUGUAGCUGGCUUAUUUUUCCCAUUGUUUAAAACAAUUCCCUGUAAAUCUGAAAUUAUUUUAAAAACUGGGGCUUCAGUGUGAAGGCAAUGAAUAGAUUUAUACCAGACAUGACAAACUAAUAUGUGCAUGGGGGAGAGCCGCUGUAUUUUUGUUUUUUCUCCCCCUCCCACUUAAGGUGGAAGGCCAGAUGUUUCAGAAGUUUUCCCUAACAGAUGAAGCAAUUAUAUGUGACAAAUUGCACAUCCUUUAAACGAAGCUUUCUUAGUGACUGACAGGUCAUCUCCCUGGUUCCACUGACACACAUUACUAAAAAUCACAAAAACGAAUUCUAGCGCCCCUCUUCAAAUCCUCCCUUCUCCCUGAAAUCAACAGUGCACCUUAGCCCUGAGACUGAGCCGACUUCUGGAGAGAGAUCCUUUUCCUUAAGGACAGAGACUAGUUAUGAAUCCAAACAAGUGGCGACUGAUCACAGCAGGGCUGGGCUAAAAACAAAGCUCAGACAAUGUAAAUAUUGAUGUAACUAUCAUUCUAAUGAACAGGUUUGAGGUGACUUGCCAGAAAGCUGCUUUAGAGCAAAAUCAUACCUCAAAAGAUAAAUAAAGCUUUCAUGGCUACCCACUCUCUGGUAGUCAGUUUGCAAGCAGUGUGGAUAGAUGACUGGCCACACAGUGAGACUGAUUAAAGCUGUCUACGCACAAGUUCCUCAGUUGGCUUAGAGACCAGUGGUAAAAUUUAAUCUUCUCAAAUGUGCUCACUCCCCAGUUCAUUUAAACACAAAACCAGACAGGGUUUUUUAGUGUGUGAUUAUGAAGCUGGCUUUUGAGGUGUGGAUCUGUCACCUCUAAACCUGAUACUAAAGGAAGAACUGAAUGCUGGUAGCAUGAAUGGUGGAUAAUAUUUAGGGCUACGUGCAAGAGAUAAGUGACUGGGUGCAAGUAGCACCAUCCCUUUGUCUACUGAAAAUUAAUUGGUGAGGAGAGAGCAGAUUUUUUUUUUUAAAGAAAAUUGAUAAGAGCCUUGGAUUUGUCCUCUAGAAAUGUAGUAACAGUGUGAGAAUUGCCCCAUCCGUGCUUUUUCCCUUUUCCCAAAAGGGGAAGGCUUAGUCUCUACUUCCCACCUUUAAAAAAAAAAAAAAAAAAAAAAAGGUAAUUGUUUCCACAUCCUUGCCCAAAUCUUGAGGAUUUGCACAUACCUAGGCAUGUACACAUCCCUUCUUUAAUCCUCAAACUUUGUCAGACCCACUAACUUCAGAUGAGAAGUGGAGCAGCCUGUUAAGAUCAAGCCUCAAUCAUUCAAGAGGGACAGAAGGGGUUCCACAUUAUUAUCCUUCAUGGGUUGGGGGUAGAAGAUGGCAGUUAAAGAAAUAAGAUUUAAAAAGAAAAAUCAAGACCAAGUGCUGGAGAUAAGACUUUCCCAUGACAUGUUCUAAGCUAACCUGAGAAUCUGACCAUUGAGGUUCUGUCUCUAUCCCCACUGUAGGGCUUCUAUGCUAAUACAACAUAGUUUUGCUGAUGGCAAGAGUUGUAAAUCCUGCCACUGCUGGAUUUGUUGUUAUUGCUGGCCAGUACCUGUUUCAGAGCCUUAACUACCUAUUGGAGAUUCCUGCUAGGGAAGAUCUUGUCAUUUCCUUGCUGCCAGAGGAGACCGGGAUAGGGCUUGUUCAUUUAUUUUAUUUUUAUUUAUUCUGAGAGGGAGAGAACCAGCGGCUUUCUCUCUCCAGCCUGAUAUUCUUGUGGUACUCUGGCUGCCACUUCCCCAGGCCACUUUAUAUGCCUUGUUAGAGGAUUAUGGUAUUAAAACAACAAAUGAUACGCAGGGGUCUAACAUGCUUCGUCGUUCAGUCCAGGGUUGUGACAAAGAUCACAGUGUGAAAAUUCUCAGAUCCCUACAGUGGCCUGCAGUAGGUGUAGGGGAGGGGGAGAUGUGUCGGACCCACUGUUUGUACAGUUUCAGUGCAGGCAGCUGAAAAUAUAAAAUACUUUUAAAUGAUUAACUGCUUUUUAAAGCAGUUGGCUGAGGUUUUGUCAGUUAAGAUCUGGUAGUCACUGAAGCCCUAGUUCAAGUCAGCAGCUUGUUUUUGUUCUUUAAGAGUAGCUAGUUGGUGACUCAAAUCUCAGGUUUUACUAUAUUGAGAAAUGGACAGGAUUGUGUCUUUUUUUGUUUUGUUUGUGGCUAGGAUGUGACUUAAAUGUCCUGUGAUGGACUUUUUUUAAACUAGCACUGAGAGAAAGCUACAGAGUUGAUUAACUUGAUCCUAAAGAGUGCAAGACACACAGACUGCAACUGGAAUGGUUGAAUCCAUAGACUGUGUUUGUUAUGUGUGUAUGAAAUGCAGGAAGGGAGGGUAGUUUGGGUAAGCAUGUAGGUUGAUACCACAUUGUAAAGCAUAUCAGGUUUUGGCUAAUCACUACCCAUACUGCCACUUGUUUUAUAUAGCAAGUGAAAGUGAUGUUCAGCAUAUAAACACACAAUGUGUGUAAUAUAUAGGAUACAUGUGAUCCAUUUAUGAGAUCUCAUGUAAACCAGAUUUCAGUUACAACCACUUUAACAGUUGAAAUCAAAUAUUUCACAGGAAGGGGGUUUGGAAAGUAUUUUAAAGACAUCCCAGCCAGCAGAAACAAAGCUGAGAUCUUCCAGGCUUCUGCUAGGAGUACUUUUUUUUUUUUUAAACCCUCUUUCUUGGCAACUGAAAUCUGGUCUCAUUGCAACUCCUCAUAAUUCCAAACAUCCUCGAAUCAACAGUUAAGUGAUGGCUGCAGGAUCAGCAGUCUAUGGGAUUGGGCUGUUGAGCACACCACCAUGGGAGAAAGAAGCCUUGGAGCCUGUCUAGUAGUGGUAUCUCCUUAUCUCAUUUCUGUACUCGUAUCCUGUACCUGAGAGAUGCUAGAAAAUGGGUUUAAGAAGUUUGGAAAGUGAGAUGGAGGCUGGUGGGAGAAGUGUGUAAAUGUUUAAUCUGAAUAUAAUGUUCUUUGGUGUAUGGCAAGCUGUUUAAAUGGUUCAAAGAUGAGUUUCUCAUCUUGAUGUGUCAUGAGCAUUACUUGUAUGUUAUGAUGAAAUAAAAUCAGAAGUGGUACCUGUU
Chrysemys picta bellii (western painted turtle) is the source of this 6297-nucleotide messenger RNA. Lineage: Eukaryota; Metazoa; Chordata; Testudines; Emydidae. The record is from RefSeq and is a predicted model, not a curated record.